Molecule: messenger RNA, 749 nt
Organism: Episyrphus balteatus (marmalade hoverfly)
Lineage: Eukaryota; Metazoa; Arthropoda; Insecta; Diptera; Syrphidae
Gene: Bet1
Product: BET1 homolog
Exons: 2
Coding region: 307-654 (115 amino acids)
Biological process (GO): endoplasmic reticulum to Golgi vesicle-mediated transport; vesicle fusion with Golgi apparatus
Cellular component (GO): SNARE complex; Golgi trans cisterna
Molecular function (GO): SNAP receptor activity
Source: RefSeq, a predicted model, not a curated record
CCAACACACACAUAAAUGAAGUGGAAUUAAUUUACAACAAAAAAAAAUAAAAAAAACAGAAGAUUGUCAAAAUCAAUUGAAAUCGAAAACAAAAAAUUUCUUUUUUUAAUAAUUUCUCAAUAGAUUAACAAUCAUAAAUAUCUUACACUUGCAAUGAGUUUAAUUCCAAAAUUCUAACUCACUACAACUCUUGACAAAUCAAUUCCAAUUAAACCCAACAAUCGAAUCAAAACAUAAACAUACGAUAACAAAUUAACAGUUCAAAGGCCACAUUCCAUCAAACUGGCUUCACACAAAACUACCAAUAUGCGUCGAACGAAUUACUCCUACCAACCGCUUCCUCAAAAUCCCGGUCCAAGUCGUCUAAAUCAAGAUUCCCUCGAAGAAGAAAACGAAAGAGCUGCCGCUGAAUUACAACAAAAAAUCGGCGCUCUCAAAUCACUCACAAUUGACAUUGGCAAUGAAGUUCGUUACCAAGACAAAUUGGUGCGUGGAAUUGACGAUGACAUGGACAGAACUGGUGGCUUUUUGGGCACAACAAUGACACGAGUCAUUCGCCUGGGGAAACACGGCGGAACCAAACAUAUGUGUUAUAUGUUUCUAUUUGUUUUAUUUGUCUUCUUUCUGCUUUACGUUGUGAUAAAACUAAAGUGAUGAUCAAGUUGCUCUCAGAGCGACGAGAAGGGGUUAAAUCAAUUUAUUUACAAGGUUUUCUGUUUUUAUAAAAUAAAAAUAAAACUCAAAGUUUC